Mizuhopecten yessoensis (Yesso scallop) is the source of this 366-nucleotide messenger RNA. Its product is annotated as UPF0390 protein zgc136864-like. The record is from RefSeq and is a predicted model, not a curated record. The transcript has 3 exons. NCBI's taxonomy places the organism in Eukaryota, Metazoa, Mollusca, Bivalvia, Pectinida, Pectinidae. Bases 33 to 347 code for a protein of 104 amino acids.
GAUCCUGUUUCCCCCACAAUGCCCUUUUCAAAAUGGUGCAAGGCAAGGUGAAAAAAAAGACUUCGCUUCCGAGUGGAGCGAAGGGUAAAGGCGGACGUCAACACAGGAAAACGAGCAUUAAACGGGGAGGGAAAAUCAUCAAACCUAAAAAGACAAAGUUAAUAGAGGCAGCAAAAUUAAAAAGGGGUUUACAGAAAGCUAUCAACAGUGAUAUAGAACACAUGGUCUCCAUGAAAGCUGUGUCAACAGAACCGAAACAGUUCCACGUCUUCAAGGCCGACAAAACAGCAUCCGCCUCGUCCUCAAAGCCAACGCCAGCAGCAGCAGCAGCAAAGACUAAAAAAUAAAACUGACAAAAAACCCAUG